This is a messenger RNA of Oxyura jamaicensis (ruddy duck), 766 nucleotides long. RefSeq names its product troponin C1, slow skeletal and cardiac type (gene TNNC1). Gene Ontology annotation, cellular component: myosin II complex. Gene Ontology annotation, molecular function: calcium ion binding. The transcript has 6 exons. The record is from RefSeq and is a predicted model, not a curated record. Lineage: Eukaryota; Metazoa; Chordata; Aves; Anseriformes; Anatidae. The coding region runs from base 136 to 621 and encodes 161 amino acids.
CGGGACGCGGUGGGCUGUCACACCCCCGGGGCUGGCCACGGCCCCCUAUAUCAGCCGGGCCAGCGGGGCAGCAGCAGCAGAGCGUGACGGUGACAGUGACGUCCCCUGGCCCCUCGCCCACCCUCCCCAUCAGCCAUGGACGACAUCUACAAGGCAGCGGUUGAGCAGCUGACAGAGGAACAAAAAAAUGAGUUCAAGGCUGCCUUUGACAUCUUUGUGCUGGGGGCAGAGGAUGGCUGCAUCAGCACCAAGGAGCUGGGGAAGGUGAUGAGGAUGCUGGGGCAGAACCCCACCCCUGAGGAGCUGCAGGAGAUGAUUGAUGAGGUGGAUGAGGAUGGCAGCGGCACUGUGGACUUUGAUGAGUUCCUUGUUAUGAUGGUCCGGUGUAUGAAAGAUGACAGCAAAGGAAAAACUGAAGAGGAACUCUCAGAUCUCUUCAGGAUGUUUGAUAAGAAUGCUGAUGGCUACAUCGACCUUGAGGAGCUGAAGAUAAUGCUACAGGCAACCGGAGAGACCAUCACUGAGGACGACAUAGAAGAACUGAUGAAAGAUGGGGACAAAAACAACGAUGGCAGGAUUGACUAUGAUGAGUUCCUGGAGUUCAUGAAGGGAGUUGAAUAAAUCCGAGGCCGGAUCGACCGCCUGCAUCUCCUAAACCCCUCCAGCUCCGUCGCUCUGCUCCUGGGUUCAAUCCCCUGGCUACCGGCAUGAAGACUGAGUGCUGAGAAGGGUGGCCAUCAGGAAAAUAAAGCGCGUUGAUACCGAG